AUGAGCACCGACACGCAAGUUCAACGCUGGCAAACCCGCCAAGACGGGCUGAACAAGCUCUUCCUCGCCACGGCGUCCCUGCCGCAGCCCGGACCCGACGAGGUGCUCGUCAAGAUCAGCGCCGUGUCUCUCAACUACCGAGACACGGAGGUGGCCAUGGGCCUCUACAACCACCACAAGACAAUCAACCCGGCCGAGACGGAGCCAAUUGUUCCAGCAUCGGACAUGUGUGGCUCCGUCGUCUCUGUAGGCGACGGCGUCAGCAGAUGGAAGGCUGGCGAUCGCGUCGUUUCGAUCUUCAACCAGACGCAUAUCAAGGGCCAGAUUAAGCCUGUGGAUAUGAAGAGCGGUCUCGGUUUCCCGUUGGAAGGUGUUCUGCAGACGUAUCGCGUCUUCUCUGCUGAGGGGUUGGUCAAGGCGCCCAAGCACCUGAGCGACGAAGAGGCCGCGACUCUUCCCAUUGCUGCUGUGACGGCUUGGAUGUCAAUCAACCAGUUCCGACCUCUGAGUCAGCCUGGUGGCCAGGGCGAAGUUGUGGUCUGUCAGGGAACUGGUGGUGUGGCUAUUUCGGGGUUGCAAAUCGCAAAGGCUUCAGGAGCCACGGUCAUCAUCACUUCUUCCUCGGACGAAAAAUUGGAAAAGGCAAAGGCUCUUGGGGCGGAUUACACUGUCAACUACCGGACCACACCCAACUGGGACGACAAAGUCAACGAGUUCACCAACGGCGAGGGCGCUAACCUCAUACUCGAAACCGGCGGGGCGAAGACGCUGCGACAGUCCUUUGAGGCGAUUGGCUUCGGCGGGCAGAUUGCGUGCAUUGGGUAUCUCUCUGGUAAAGUCGACGACGUAGAGGACCGGACAAAUGUCAACCUGCUCGCGCUGAAGAAGACGGUGACACUCAAGGGCAUAAUUAACGGUCCGAGGGAGCGGUUCGAGGAAAUGAUUGACUUUUACGAGGAGAAGGGUAUCAAGCCUGUCGUGGACCGGGUGUUCCCGUUCAAGGAGGCGGAUAAGGCGUACAAUUACCUGCACAGCGGAGGACACUUCGGCAAGGUUGUCGUCAAGGUCCAGGAAUGA
This is a messenger RNA of Colletotrichum fioriniae, 1077 nucleotides long. RefSeq lists its product as uncharacterized. The record is from RefSeq and is a predicted model, not a curated record. NCBI's taxonomy places the organism in Eukaryota, Fungi, Ascomycota, Sordariomycetes, Glomerellales, Glomerellaceae. Gene Ontology annotation, molecular function: oxidoreductase activity.